Molecule: messenger RNA, 4116 nt
Organism: Thamnophis elegans (Western terrestrial garter snake)
Lineage: Eukaryota; Metazoa; Chordata; Lepidosauria; Squamata; Natricidae
Gene: ECT2
Product: epithelial cell transforming 2
Exons: 27
Coding region: 1212-4022 (936 amino acids)
Biological process (GO): nervous system development; regulation of cytokinesis, actomyosin contractile ring assembly; activation of GTPase activity
Cellular component (GO): nucleus; cell cortex
Molecular function (GO): GTPase activator activity; guanyl-nucleotide exchange factor activity
Source: RefSeq, a predicted model, not a curated record
UCUAAUUAUCCUCUGAAGGUUGCAGAACCAAACCAGACAGUUAUAGAGGUGCAGAUGACAGACUCAUGGCAUAAAUAAUAACUAAAUAUAUUUGGUGACCUUAAUCUAUUUCAUCUACGUUACAGGAGAGUUGGGAUUUUAAAAUGUAAGGGCGUAGAGUCAUGUACAUCAGCUGGAAACCUUUAGACGAAAAGGCAAGAUAAAUAAGUAACGAAUAAAAUAAAUAUGAAAUAUAAGUAAAUGCCAGCAACUACACGAUUAGAAAGUUGAGCCUUUGUCUGGCUGGUGAGCGACGUAAUGCAGUUUUCUUAUUUAGUUACAGAGAGGAAAAAUGCCUUGCAUAACUGGGAAGGAUAUAAAUUGAGUAUUUUCUGCCUCAAGUAACCCCUUGGGGAAAUAGACAACAGACAAAUUGGAGCAAGUCUUGCUAAGACAGAACUGGGUAAAAACUCAGUGACUGUAUUUCAAAUAUCAGAAAGAGCAGCUUCCAGUGUCCAAGGUUCAGGGUUAAGCGUGUAGCAAUCAUAAACAGACAUGAUCAGGAAAGCAAAAUUUACAGACAACCUUAUGACCUGAAUGACUUCAUGGAAAGCCACAAUGGAUUUUUCUUGGAAACAGCAUGCAACUGGUUCUCCAUUGCAGCCUUCUUAUAGGCUUAAAAAAAAAAAACUUUCCAAGCUAGCCUCUAGCAUUAACGGUCUACCAUUCAAGAAGCAACCUAGUUAUUACAUUUGUUUAGUUAAUAGAGUUGGAAGGGACCUUGGAGGUCUUCCUAUCCAACCCCUGCUCAAGCAGAAAACCCUAUACCAGCUCAACAAGAUCAGCCAAGUGUGCCUAGAUGCUAUCAUCGAGAAAGCAAAAUGCAAAUAAUUGCUGAUAUUCGCUAACUCCUGCCUCCUUCAACUCUCAAAAAUCUAAAGUUCCCAAACUACAAUUCCCAGAAAUCCUUGCGUGGAGAGCCGCGUGCAAAGCUGAAUUUAAAAAAAAAACAAAAAAAAAAACAAAGGCGGGACCAAUUCUGGCCUCUGAAACCGUAGUUCUUGAACCGCAAAUCCGGGUCUUUCCGUCCUCAACCGCUUUUAACAACCGUUGGAAGGAUGGAGGAGAUACAUCCCGACCAAUAGCAAGCCACGGCUACCGCCCAUUCAAACAUGCCCGUUCUCUAAAGAAUUCUUCAAGUAAAGCUGUAGAAGAGAGAUGCCAUUUUGACCAUGACUGAGAACACUACAUUCAUGUCUGAUACCACAAAAAGCAUCUUGGCAGAUUCUUCUGUUCUUGACUUAAAAAUUAUAGAAAAUUCCAAGGACAAUGUAUUCACCCGAAUUGCUUCUGACAGCAGAGAGGAAAUACCCCCGGUUGAAAUCAAGGUGAUUUUAGUUCAGGAAGCUGCAAGAUGUGAAAAACUCACAACAGCCUUAGAGGACAUUAAAGUGCCUUACCUAAAGAUGGAAUCUAUGAAAACGUGGGAUGAUUCUGAAUCACUGGAGGUUGAGGCUGUCUUUGUAAUAUCAGACUUUGAAGAACCCAUUUUUAGUAACUUGAACAAGACAGACUGCAGGAUCCUUGGGCCCCCAGUGGUAUUUCAGUGUGCUAAAAAAGGCGAGCCUCUACCCAUCACGUGUCGUCCACUGUACUGCACAAAUAUGGUGAAUCUUGUAUUAUGCUUCACAGGAUUCAGGAAGAAAGAUGAACUGGUUAAAAUGGUGACCCUGGUUCAUCAUAUGGGAGGGAUUAUUCGGCGGGACUUCAGUUCUAAAGUUACACAUCUAGUAGCUAACUCCACACAAGGAGACAAAUUCCGAGUAGCUGUGAGUCUUGGCACUCCAAUCAUGAAAGCAGAGUGGAUUUAUAGAUCUUGGGAGAGAAGAAAUGACAUUGACUUUUGUGCUGCCGAUGAUGAAUUUAGAAAAGAAUUUAAAGUGCCACCCUUUCAGGACUGCAUUUUAAGUUUUCUUGGAUUCUCUGAGGAAGAGAAAAAGAACAUGGAAGAAAUGACAGAAAUGCAAGGAGGACAGCAUUUGCCUGUUGGUGAUGAACGCUGUACUCAUCUUAUAGUUGAAGAAAACACAGUAAAAAAUAUUCCGUUUGAGUCUCCGCCGAGCCUUUUUGUUGUAAAGCAAGAGUGGUUCUGGGGAAGUAUACAGAUGGAUGCCAGAGCUGGAGAAUCAAUGUACUUAUUCGAAAAGCCAGACAGUCCCGAAUUGAAGACUUCGACCUCGGUCCUUUCCUUAAGUACGCCCAACAGCAACCGGAAGAGACGGCGUUUGAGAGAAACCCUUGCUCAGUUGACCCGAGAAACGGACAUGUCUCCCUUCCCACCUCGGAAACGGCCAUCGGCCGAACAUUCCCUUUCCAUAGGAUCUUUACUGGACAUUUCUAAUACACCUGAGUCGAGCAUGGCUAAUGGAGAAACUCCCAAAUCCUGCACAAAGCCAUCCAAAAACAUAUCUCCCUUUCCUUCCAAGCAAUCCGCCAGGUGGCAGGUUGCAAAGGAGCUCUAUCAGACAGAGAGCAACUAUGUAGAUAUCCUGACAACUAUAAUCCAGGUCUUUCAAGUCCCUUUGGAAAAGGAAGGACAGCUUGGAGGCCCUAUUCUCGCAGCAGAAGAAAUCAAAACAAUAUUCGGCAGUAUUCCAGAUAUCCUUGAUGUGCAUAUUAAGAUAAAGGAAGACCUUGAAGACCUUAUGAUAAACUGGACUGAAAACCAAAGCAUUGGGGAUGUUAUACUUAAAUAUUCUAAAGACUUGGUGAAAACAUAUCCUCCUUUUGUGAACUUCUUUGAAAUGAGCAAGGAAACCAUUACCAAGUGUGAAAAGCAGAAGCCCAGGUUUCAUGCUUUCUUAAAGAUAAAUCAAGCUAAGCCAGAAUGUGGUCGUCAGAGUUUGGCAGAACUCCUUAUCCGGCCAGUACAGAGACUGCCCAGUGUUGCCCUUCUUCUAAAUGACCUCAGGAAACACACCGCAGAAGACAAUCCUGACAAGGCCACCCUCGAGAGCGCCAUUGAGUCAUUAAAGGAAGUGAUGACGCACAUUAAUGAAGACAAAAGGAAGACUGAAGGUCAAAGACAGAUUUUUGAUGUUGUUUAUGAAGUAGAUGGUUGCCCAGCUAACCUCUUGUCGUCUCACCGCUGUCUAAUUCAGCGCCUGGAAACGGUUGCACUUGGGGACGACCUCUGUGACAGAGGGGAACAGGUCACCCUGUUCCUUUUUAAUGACUGCCUGGAGAUUGCGAGGAAACGGCACAAAGUCAUCGGUGGCUUCAAGAGUCCGCACGGCCACACCAGGCCGCCAGCCUGCCUCAAGCACAUCAUCCUCAUGCCUCUGUCUCAGAUCAAGAAGGUACUAGACGUCCGAGAGACAGAAGACUGCCGCAAAGCUUUUGCACUGGUUGUACGGCCGCCGACGGAGCAAAGCAAUCUUCUGUUCACUUUUCAAAUAACAACGGAGGAACCUCUCAAGGAGGACUGGCUAAAGAUGCUGUGUCGGCAUGUCGCGAAUACCAUCUGCAAAGCAGACGCCCUAAUAGUUGGGGCUUUUUCCUGCCAGGAAAAUCUUAUUUAUGCAACUGAUCCUGAUUCUAUUGAAGUAAACACGAAGGAUGUGGAUAGUACAUUGAGUAGAGCUUCCCGAGCCAUAAAGAAAACCUCCAAGAAGGUUACACGAGCCUUCUCUUUUUCCAAGACCCCAAAGAGAGCCCUGCGAAGAGCGUUGAUAUCCCAGCACAGUGUAGAUGGCCAGAAUGUCUGCAUCGCUAGUGAAAGCUGUUUAGGUGGCCGCCUUGCCAGUACUUCAUCUUUAGCAAUGAUGCGUACUGCUUCUACAUACAGCUUAAAUGGACCAAUUAAACAUCCCAUUAACAUACAACGUUCCAACUCUAUUGACGGGACCUCCCAAAAUAUUAGAUCUCGACCACUAGUCCGUUCUUCCCAUGAUCUAGAAGGGCGGAUGGCUUCCAGCUCUGAAAACUUAAAGAGCUGCUCCCUGUCCAGUUGUUAUCCAAUCACCAGCAGUGAUGAGUUUUAAGCUGCUUAAAAGCAUCCAUUCUCCUUCCUUGAUCAAUCUGCCAUCACUAUUUGAAAAGAGAAGCCAUACCUUCAGUCGGUCAACUACUCAUUUG